AUGGGUUCCUUACCAGAGACAAGGGAAGUCGCUCCUCGUGCCGCCAUUAUCCACGCUCACGAAGAAUAUAAGCGCAAAAACCCCCAAUCUCUCAAAUACCAUGAGGAAGCCUGCAAAUACAUGCCAGGCGGCAACACGCGGACAGUGCUGCACACAAAUCCCUUCCCACUAACCAUCGACCACGGAAAAGAGUGUUAUCUGACAACCGUCGACGGGCACACCUAUGUCGAUUUCCUAGGUGAGUAUACUGCAGGUAUCUACGGGCACAACCACCCCGUCAUAAGACAAGCAGUGGAGUCCGCAUUGCAGGGUGGCUGGAACUAUGGAGGUCACAACAAGCUGGAGCCGGAACUGGCAAAGACUGUAUGUGAACGGUUUCCUGCCAUAGAACUGGUGAGGUUUGUCAACUCAGGCACGGAAGCCAAUAUGAUGGCGCUCGCCACGGCGCUGGCUUUUACUGGAAAGAAAAAGGUCCUCAUCUUCUACAAAGGCUACCACGGCUCAACAAUUUCAGGACGGACCCCUUCUGACAAAACCUCCAUCAAUCUCCCACACGACUUCGUUCUGGGUACAUACAAUGACGUCCAAGGCACUGAAGCGCUCGUCAGUUCUCUUCCCAAGGAUUCCCUCGCCGCAAUUUUACUGGAACCCAUGCUCGGGUCCGGGGGAUGCUACGCCGCGAGCAGCGAAUUCCUAUCUACGCUCCGCCGGCUGGCGACCGACCACGGCGCGCUGUUGAUCUUCGACGAAGUCAUGACUUCGCGCCUGCACUACCACGGCCUCGGCAGCCAAACGGGCAUCACCCCGGACCUCAUGACGCUUGGGAAGUGGGUGGGCGGCGGAAUGAGUUUUGGGGCGUUUGGGGGAAGGAGGGAUGUCAUGAAAAUGUACGACCCGCGUGAUGGCCAGCUCCAGCAUCCGGGGACUUACAAUAACAACUGCUUCACCAUGAGCGCCGGGGUGGCGGGCUGCAGACUCUUGGACCCAGAGACACUCCAUGCCCUGAACGCGCGGGGCGACCGUCUGAGGACGGAGAUUGAGACCGUGCUCUCCAAGCGUGGAAUCCUGCAGGGAAGUACCGUCCCAUCAGGUCCGGUGACAGACGAGAUGCAUACCAGACCCGGCCACCCGCAGCGGCCGCCGAAGAUGUUCAUCAAGGGCAUGGGCAGUCUCAUGGCCAUCCAGUUCGCGGGUCGCGAGGCCGGCACCUUGCAGGACCUCUUCUACCAUCACAUGCUGGAGCAAGGCAUCUACAUGGCAGCGAGGGGGUUCGUGGCACUCAACAUUAUGCUGACCGAGGAACAUGUGGCCAUGUUUGUGAGUGCUGUGGAGCGGUUUUGCGAGGUAUGGGACGCGGAACUGAAGUGGUAG
This is a messenger RNA of Fonsecaea erecta, 1371 nucleotides long. RefSeq lists its product as hypothetical. Gene Ontology annotation, molecular function: transaminase activity; pyridoxal phosphate binding. The coding region runs from base 1 to 1371 and encodes 456 amino acids. Lineage: Eukaryota; Fungi; Ascomycota; Eurotiomycetes; Chaetothyriales; Herpotrichiellaceae. The record is from RefSeq and is a predicted model, not a curated record. The transcript is spliced from 2 exons.